AUGGGGUUCACUGUUCCCAAGAGCCGACGUUUCUCACGUGAAUCCGGGGUCGCAACCGCGACCUUCGCGAGUGCAAUUGCCGGCUCUCCAUUCGCCGCCUGCCCGACCAUGUCUUCUACAACGACGACGAUGUCCCCCGCGUCGUCGAGCUCGAUCGCCGUCAAGGCCUCCUCGUCGCCUGAAACCUCUACCGAAGCGACGCUGCGUUCGCUGUACAAUCGCGCCGCCAAGGCAUUCCUCCACCGCGACGUCGCGCUGACCCAUUCCUUGCUCUCUUCCGCAUUCUCCAUCCUUUCCCCUCCUUCUUCAUACUCGGACUCGCUAGACCCCUACCGGAAGAAAUGGGAUAUACUACGCAUUACGCUUGAGACUACCAUCUACGUUGCGCCGCCCCAUGUCCUCGGCAACGAGCCGCGGACCCUGCCCUCACCAUUACGAGCGAACCUUAUGCUGUCAGCCCCUGCGCUAGUCUCACAGCUCUAUCACCGCUCUGUCCAGCUAUUUACGCCCGCACAAGCCGUCUCUCCAAACCCCGGCUUCUUGCCCGCACAGAUCCUCCUUACCUUGGUUCUGUCUGCUCUGAAGCUAUCCUGUGCAGAUGGUGGUAGGACCAUGGCCGAGGAUUGGUUGAGCAGACGGGUGGAAGUUGAUACUACUGCAUCAGAUGAAGAGGGCUAUCGCAAGGUCGUGGAGAUAUACGUCUUGGAGAUACUCCCGAGACUGGAACAAUGGGGAUACGCUCGGGAGUUUCUCGCUUGGCAAAGGGAGUUAUCCCCAGAAGUCAAGCAGGCAAGCCGCCAAUCUUCAUUAUAG
Messenger RNA from Punctularia strigosozonata HHB-11173 SS5, 813 nucleotides. RefSeq lists its product as uncharacterized. NCBI's taxonomy places the organism in Eukaryota, Fungi, Basidiomycota, Agaricomycetes, Corticiales, Punctulariaceae. The coding region runs from base 1 to 813 and encodes 270 amino acids. The record is from RefSeq and is a predicted model, not a curated record. The transcript has a single exon.